Molecule: messenger RNA, 1281 nt
Organism: Cajanus cajan (pigeon pea)
Lineage: Eukaryota; Viridiplantae; Streptophyta; Magnoliopsida; Fabales; Fabaceae
Product: fasciclin-like arabinogalactan protein 11
Biological process (GO): plant-type secondary cell wall biogenesis
Cellular component (GO): plasma membrane
Source: RefSeq, a predicted model, not a curated record
CACUUCUCUCACACCCCAAGCAGUUUAGUAGUCUCAAAACAACAUCUAUCCUAUAUUCACCCUAGCACUCCAACUCUCAAAACCCUAAAAAUGAGGAUCAUGCAAGAAUCUCAAUCUCUCAUUAUUCCCAUCACCAUUCUACUACUACUAGCACUAUUCUACACCACUUCAGCCCAACUCUCGCCAAUCCAACCCCCCACAACAUCACCAUCCCCACCAUCACCACCACUACCCCAAGCCUCGCCGCCGUCUCCGGCAGUCCCCACGCCGCCGGCAACAGCUCCGGCGCCGGGAUUCAACACUGUCCCUCUUGUCCCAGUAACCCCAAGUGGGGCCCCCACACCCGCCAGCACCAUUCCGAAAGGCCCCACCAUUGACAUAGUCCAAAUCCUGAGAAAAGCGAAAAGGUUCUCCGUGCUCACUCGCCUCUUGAAAACCACGCAACUCAUCAACCAACUAAACUCACAGCUCGUAACUUCAGGGUCAGGAGGGUUAACCCUCUUCGCACCAGAAGACAGUGCCUUCUCCAAACUCAAAGCAGGGUUCCUCAACUCUCUCACUGACAGACAGAAGGUGGAGCUCUUGCAGUUCCAUACUCUCUCCUCCUACCUUUCCAUCUCCAACUUCGAUACCCUCACCAACCCCGUUCAAACGCAAGCCGGUGACGACCCUCAGAGGCUCCAACUUAACGUCACCACUUACGGCGGCAGCCAGGUCAGCAUGCCCACCGGCGCCGUUAACGCCUCCGUCACCGGCACCGUUUACUCCGACAACAAGCUGGCCAUAUACCAGGUGGACAAGGUGCUUCUUCCCCUCGACCUCGUGCUCCCCAGCAAGGCGCCGGCGCCGGCGCCGUCGUUGGCCAAGAAGGGGUUGCCGAAGUCUGACAAAGGGAAUGGCACGGCGGCGGAUGAUAGCGCCGGCGGCGGGGAUGAUGGAAGCGACGGGAAGGCUUUGCCGGCGGAUGUUUCUGCAGGGUGUUCGAUGAAGUGGGUGAAUAAUGUUGUUGUUGUUGGAGUAGUGGGUUUGAUGGGUGGAGUUAUGAUGUGAGGUUCGUGUGGAGGGGUAGCGGGAUCCAAGAUUUUUGUUGUGCUUUUGUGAGUGAUUUAUAUGUUCGUGCUUGGAGUUCUGGUUUGUGUGGAUGGAUAGUGUAGGGUCAAAAAUGUAUCGUGCAUGGUGCAUGCAUGCCAUGCUCGCUUUUUCUUUUACCAUCUUCUUCUUUUGUGUUAAUUGGUUUCUGUCUCUGUAACCGCAUUUAUAAAACAUUCUUUGUUGCUUUAA